Molecule: messenger RNA, 2688 nt
Organism: Colletotrichum truncatum
Lineage: Eukaryota; Fungi; Ascomycota; Sordariomycetes; Glomerellales; Glomerellaceae
Product: binuclear zinc transcription factor
Biological process (GO): regulation of DNA-templated transcription; DNA-templated transcription
Cellular component (GO): nucleus
Molecular function (GO): DNA-binding transcription factor activity, RNA polymerase II-specific; DNA binding; zinc ion binding
Source: RefSeq, a predicted model, not a curated record
AUGUCUUCCAGUACACCCACGCCGCCAGACACCAACGGUGCCAACUCCCACAAACGGCCUCGUAGUCCAGGCGCUGAGUCCAACGGCAAGGAAGCAGCAACCGAUAACACCAACGUCCCUAAACCAAAGCGCUUAGCAUGUAUGAUCUGUCGGAAGCGCAAGUUAAAAUGCGAUGGUGUCAGGCCGAGUUGCAGCACCUGUGCUCGAUUGGGUCAUUCUUGCGCCUAUGAUGAAGUUCGCAGGAAGAGCGGUCCUAAGCGGGGAUACGUUAAAGCUCUAGAAGAGCGACUAAAACAAGUCGAAACCCUACUCAAGACCCAAGACCCCCCGGCGGCUCCUGCCGACUCUUCCAGGACGAUACCCCUCGGCCUAGACGCCGCCUCGGCUCGCAACCAGCAUUCGGCUUCGGUGCCUAAUUUCAGUGUCACCAGUUCAAACUUGGCGGUCCCUGCUGACCGCGAUGCCGAACGAUGGAGGUUCAAUGGCGAAUCGCCGCAGACGCAAAAUGCAGCUCCUCCCAUGGACGAUUUCAACUUCAACUCCAAUAUGUCGAUGGGCUUGAACAAUGUUGGCAGUAACUUCACCUGGGAAAUGAUUGGAUUGGGCCUUGAGGAGCCUCUUCCGCCGCAAGAAACAAUCGAUGAGCUCCAUCAGAUUUAUUUCGAAAAGUGUCACCCUUCAGUGCCCAUGAUCCACAAGUACAGAUAUCUGGCCGCUAUGAACUUGGCUCCCAAUCAAAGGCCGCCGGUUGCGCUGAGAUAUGCUAUUUGGACAAUGGCGUGCUCCAUCACGGAGAAGUAUAUCCACUUCAAGGAUCUUUUCUACCAAAGAGCGCGGAAGUAUGUCGAAGCAGACUAUAUUAAAGGUUACGGUGAGCACAUGAUCUCUGUGGCUCAUGCUCAGACUCAUGUUCUUUUGGCCUCCUACGAGUUCAAAAUGAUGUAUUUUCCCCGAGCGUGGAUGAGCACUGGUUCAGCUGUGCGUCUAUGCCAAAUGAUCGGUUUACACCGGCUUGAUGGCGCUGGCUUAGAUGUUAAACAAUGUCUCCCCCCAGCGCGAGACUGGACUGAGCGCGAGGAAAGACGGCGCACAUUCUGGAUGGCUUUUUGUGAGGAUCGUUAUGCCAGCAUUGGCACCGGAUGGCCCAUGACGGUUGACGAAAGAGACAUCAUGACGAACUUGCCAUCUUCGGAGGAAGCUUUUGACAUGAGCCGGCCAGAGCAAACACAGUCUUUGCAAGACUGCAUGAGCCCUUCCGGAGCUGGCAAGCUGUCCUCUUUCGGCGGUAUCGUGCUCAUGGCAUGCCUCUUUGGCCGAAAUUUAAUCCACUUACACCGGCCCGAUGUUGAUGAUCGAGACCAUGACCUCAAUGGCGAAUUCUGGAAACGACACCGGAACAUGGACAACAUCCUGCUCAACACAUCCCUCUGCUUGCCUUCUCAUCUCAAGCUACCUGCCGGUCUAGGAAAUCCUAACAUUGUCUUCACCAACAUGAGUAUCCAUACAUCAACAAUCUGUCUUCACCAAGCUGCCAUCUUCAAAGCCGACAAGAACAGGCUUCCGACGUCAGUCAGUUCUGAAAGCAAGGUUCGAUGCAUCACUGCAGCAAAUGAGAUUGCGAGUAUUAUGAGGACAAUCUCACACAUGGACCUGUCUGCGAUGAAUCCGUUUAUUUCAUUCUGUCUUUACGUUGCUGCAAGAGUCUUUGUUCAGUAUCUCAAGAGCCGACCCGAAGAUAGCCAAACGGCGGAUUCACUAAGAUUUCUCCUCUCUGCAAUGAACGCAUUGAAGAGGAGAAACCCCCUGACGGAAUCUUUUCUUGUACAGCUUGAUGUAGACUUGGAAGCUCUCGCUAUGCGGAUACCAAAACUCAAAUCAGCAUUUCCGCGCAGUGGUGAUAGCCCAACUUCAAACAAUGGGGGCUCCCGAGGGCCAGUGUGCGACGAUCCUGAUGGCGUGCAAGGAAUCAUGUCAUACCGCAACGAAUGCCAUUUUAUGAAGACCGGAGGGGACGACGGAAAUGCUGCCACGGCUCCAAACAUCGUUGAACCCGAUCAAGAUGAAGAGACUGGCCCAAACUCUGCAUCGACGGGUUUUGGAGGCCAGGGUUGGCUUUCCGCAGAACCGCCAAUGCCGUAUGAUGCCAAUCGCUCUGGAAUUCCGCUGCAUGGGACGGUGCUGACACCAAGCUCCAGUUCUCUGUAUGACAAACCUGGAUCAAGCAGUGGGCAUAUGAAUGGGUUUGGGCAAAGUGAAAGCAGUGGUGACAACAACAUGUCCGGGUCACCCGAUGCGGAUCAAUCGAAUCGACCGACGCCUAAUUCUAGUUCAGCGUCAGAGCAACGAUUGAACAUGGCGUCGGGCGGCAUGAAUGGCUCUGGGAGGAACUCGUUUGACGCUAGUCCUGUAAUUGGACACCAGAAUAUCAACGCACAAGGGAACACCGAUGGAAAUGUGAAUUAUUUCAACGAUGCAAGCGCAUUCGGAAUUAGGGGUACAGGGCUCACACCGAAUCAGAGGUUCUCCAUGCCAGAGACACCUGGGGCAGAAUUCGGUAUACCUAACGGAUGGGGAGAUUUACAGGGACAAACCGGGAUGACACCUGUGGCUGAAGGGGUGCUACGAUCGCUGAUGAACAUGGGUCCCAUGGAUGCUAUGGACCUUUCUGCUUGGGACGCAUCAAACUAA